CCAAACAGGCACUCAACUAAAAAUCAAACCACAUAACUAACGUGCUCUUCCCUCCCACCACUUUUUCUCUCUCUAGAUCUACUUCAAUCAAUUACUCAACUAUACAUACAUUAUAUUUCUAUCAUUGUAUGUAUUAUACGCAUACGCAUUUUCACUUUUCCUGAUCGGAAGUGAUGUCGACGGAGCGAUUGAGUUCCGGCGAUUUUUACGUUCAAAUGCAAUCGGAUGCGGCGUCGUUUCGUCAUGGUUCAAGUGAGUCAACUCGGAUGUUUGAUGAGUUGCCUAGUGCUACAAUUGUUCAAGUGUCGCGUCCUGAUGCUAGUGAUAUUACUCCCAUGCUCUUGUCUUACACUAUUGAGUUCUCCUACAAACAGUUCAAGUGGCAGUUGAAGAAGAAAGCUGCAGAAGUUUUUUAUCUGCACUUUGCAUUGAAGAAACGUUUGUUCAUCGAGGAGAUCCAUGAGAAGCAAGAGCAGGUUAAAGAAUGGCUGCAAAACUUGGGAAUUGGAGAACACGCAGCAAUGGUGCAUGAUGAAAACGAACAUGAUGAUGAAACUGUUCCUUUAAAUCAUGAUGGAAGUGUUCGAAGUCGUGAUGUUCCUUCUAGAGCUGCUCUGCCGAUUAUUCGUCCAGAACUUGGAAGGCAGCACUCAAUGUCUGACAGGGCAAGGGUUGCAAUGCAAGGAUAUUUGAAUCAUUUUCUUGGAAACUUGGAUAUUGUUAACUCUAGAGAGGUUUGCAAGUUUUUGGAGGUUUCUAGAUUAUCAUUUUCCCCAGAGUACGGUCCCAAGCAAAAAGAAGAUUAUGUGAUGGUGAAUCAUUUAUCAACAAUUUUAGAUGAUAAGGAUCACAGGAUGUGUUCGCCAUGUCAAUGGUUCAAUUGCUGUAGCGACAACUGGCAAAAGGUCUGGGCUGUUCUGAAACCUGGAUUUCUGGCUCUGCUAAAAGAUCCUUUUGACCCAAAACCGUUGGAUAUAAUUAUUUUCGAUGUUCUACCGGCUUCAGAUGGAAUUGGAGGCAGAGUACCUUUAGCAGUAGACACUAAAGAAAGGAAUCCUCUGCGUCAUUCUUUUGAAGUGUUUUGUGGAAACAGGAGCCUAAGAUUAAGAUGUAAGAAUAGUGCUAAAGUAAAAGACUGGGUUGCUGCAAUUAAUGAUGCUGUAAUCCGACUUCCAGAGGGCUGGUGUCAUCCUCAUCGUUUUGGUUCCUAUGCUCCUCCACGGGGUUUGACUGAAGAUGGUAGUGAGGUUCAGUGGUUUGUUGAUGGUCAAGCAGCCUUUGAUUCUAUUGCUUUAGCUAUCAAUGGAGCAAAAUCGGAGAUUUUCAUUUGUGGCUGGUGGGUUUGCCCUGAAUUGUAUCUAAGACGCCCAUUUCAUGCUCAUGCUUCCUCCAAGCUUGAUGCUUUGCUGGAAGCAAAAGCGAAGAAAGGACUCUUUGCUAAUUGGCGAAUCCCCGUAUCCCGUGUCCUGUGUCCCGUGUCGCCGUACCCGAGUCGGUGCUUCCUAGGUGACAAGUUUUAUAUACAUGGGUUUCCUACAUUCUUUUUGAUUGUUCUCUUGAUAUAUAUCCUUUUGUACAAAGAGGUUGCUCUUGCCCUGAAAAUUAAUAGCAUGUACAGUAAAAGAAAGCUUCUAGGCAUCCAUGAGAAUAUCAAAGUACUGCGUUAUCCUGAUCAUUUUUCUAGCGGUGUCUAUCUAUGGUCUCAUCAUGAAAAGCUUGUCAUUAUCGAUAAUUACAUUUGUUUUAUUGGAGGACUGGAUCUAUGUUUUGGUCGUUAUGAUUCAUCUGACCAUAAAGUGGGUGAUUUUCCACCCAACAUCUGGCCAGGAAAGGAUUAUUAUAACCCCAGGGAAUCAGAACCAAAUACUUGGGAAGAUACUAUGACAGAUGAAAUAGAUCGUGAAAAAUAUCCACGUAUGCCGUGGCAUGAUGUUCAUUGUGCCCUUUGGGGCCCACCCUGUCGUGAUGUUGCCCGGCACUUUGUUCAGCGCUGGAAUCAUGCCAAGCGAAGUAAAGCUCCAAAUGAGCAAACAAUACCCCUGCUAAUGCCUCAGCAGCAUAUGGUUAUUCCACAUUAUAUGGGAAAUAGCAAAGAAAUGGUGGAAGAAAAGAGGAUUGCAGAAGGCACCAAUAAAAAUAUUAAAAGACAGGAUUCUGAUUCCUCGCUAUCAUCUUUCCAAGAUAUCCCUUUGCUAAUACCUCAAGAAGCUGAUGGGCCGAGUGCUUCUAAUGAAGACUCAAAAUUAAACGAAUUGGAAAUGAACCAUGAUUUUAAUGAUCAGCCAAGAGAGGACAGCAAGGAUUUCUCUUUAGAUGUUCUGCAGUCCAGCGACGAGACAUCAGAAAACAAAUGGUUGGAAACACAAGAACGAAGUGAUAAAGUUGUUUCUGCAGAUGAAACUGGACAAGUUGGUCCUCGUGCUUCAUGUCGCUGUCAGGUUAUACGGAGUAUUAGCCAGUGGUCUACUGGGACAAGCCAGGUUGAAGAAAGCAUCCACAGAACUUAUCGCUCUCUUAUCGAGAAGGCUGAACACUUUGUCUAUAUUGAGAACCAGUUCUUCAUCUCAGGUCUCAAGGGAGAUGAUACCAUACAGAACCGUGUGUUAGAAUCAAUGUAUAGACGUAUUAUUCGAGCACAUCAUGAAAAAAAGUCCUUUAGAGUUAUAAUUGUCAUACCACUUCUCCCCGGUUUCCAGGGUGGUAUUGAUGAUGCUGGUGCUGCAUCUGUGCGAGCAAUCAUGCAUUGGCAGUAUCGAACGAUAUGUAGAGGACAAAAUUCUAUAUUGCAUAAUCUCUACGAUCUUCUUGGUGCUAAAAUGCAUGAUUACAUAUCCUUUUAUGGUCUGAGAUCUUAUGGUAGACUCUCUGACAAAGGUCCAGUGGCUUCUAGCCAGGUUUAUGUCCAUAGCAAGGUUAUGAUAAUUGAUGACUGUUCCGUCUUGAUUGGAUCAGCUAACAUCAAUGAUAGAAGUUUGCUUGGAUCGAGAGACUCUGAGAUUGGUGUCCUUAUCGAAGAUAAAGAAUUAGUUGAUUCAUACAUGGGAGGGAAGCCAUGGAAGGCUGGAAAAUUUGCUUCUAGUCUUCGUCAGGCACUCUGGUCUGAGCACUUAGGUCUUCAAGAGGGAGAGUUGGGCAAAAUCAUCGACCCAGUGAUUGAUUCAACGUACAAGGAUAUAUGGAUGGCAACUGCAAAGACAAAUACAAUGAUAUAUCAAGAUGUAAUUUCAUGCAUUCCUAAUGAUCUCAUACAAUCAAGAGCUGCACUUAGAGAAAGUAUGACCUACUGGAAAGAGAAACUUGGUCACACAACAAAUGAUUUAGGAAUAGCGCCCAUGACCCUGGAAUCAUAUCAGGAUGGAAAUAUAAUAGAAAUUGAUCCCAUGGAAAGACUGAAGUCUGUGAAGGGGCAUCUGGUUUCCUUCCCUUUAAAUUUUAUGUGCGAAGAAGAUCUAAGACCUGGAUACAAUGAGAGUGAAUAUUACGCAUCACCUCAAGUGUUCCAUUAAGUGUAAUUUAUGCAACAUUUGUCGCUCGCCUGCAAAGGGGAUAACACGAACACACAUGAAAGAUAAAUAAAUACAUGAAGAGAGAGGAUCUGUGUAGUGUAGAAAAUUCUGUAUAUGUAUAGAGAAUCACAGUUAAGCUGUAUAUAAUGCACUGCUGCACCUCAUCCUCAUGUGAUUGCAGUAGCUAUUGCAGUUCUGUUAUUCCUGCCUAUUUGUGGGGAUAUUCAUUCCACGGAUUGGCAUCCCAUAUAUAGGGGGUCUGGUGGGUGGAUGUAAUCAUGUAACUAUUAAAAUUAUUUAUUCAUUGUUUAUGUAUAUUGUACAGCUUAGAUUUUUAUAAA
Daucus carota subsp. sativus is the source of this 3847-nucleotide messenger RNA. Its product is annotated as phospholipase D zeta 1. The transcript is spliced from 22 exons. Lineage: Eukaryota; Viridiplantae; Streptophyta; Magnoliopsida; Apiales; Apiaceae. Gene Ontology annotation, cellular component: plasma membrane. Gene Ontology annotation, biological process: intracellular signal transduction; phosphatidic acid biosynthetic process; phospholipid catabolic process. Bases 174 to 3506 code for a protein of 1110 amino acids. The record is from RefSeq and is a predicted model, not a curated record. Gene Ontology annotation, molecular function: D-type glycerophospholipase activity.